Exophiala aquamarina CBS 119918 is the source of this 885-nucleotide messenger RNA. RefSeq lists its product as uncharacterized. The transcript has a single exon. The record is from RefSeq and is a predicted model, not a curated record. Bases 1 to 885 code for a protein of 294 amino acids. Lineage: Eukaryota; Fungi; Ascomycota; Eurotiomycetes; Chaetothyriales; Herpotrichiellaceae.
AUGGCCAAGUCCCCGAAUGUCGAAGCCUUGGAGCGUGAUGGUUUCGUGGUCAUCCGAACGGCAUUGAAGCCUGAUGAGGUUGAAAAAUUGCGAGCUUCUUGUCAACAGGUAACGGCACUCGCAAGAGCAGGGAAAUGGCCGAAUGUCAGGACAUUGCCAAAGCAAUUCCCUCCUUGGAAUGUUGACGGAGGGAAGAACCCGGCCGAGGCUGGUAUUUGGGGUGUACAGGGUCUGAUGCAUCCAUCUAUGCUUGAUCAUAAUCUGUUUACUGCCACUUACUUCUCUGACACGUUGAUCAAUCCAACCAAGGAGCUCCUCGGCUGUGCGGACGACGAAUUGGUCAUGGAACUUUUCAAUCUGCUGGUCCGGCCAGACCACGAUUUCGAGCUCCGCUGGCAUCGGGAUGACAUCUCUGACAAGGCGACGGCAGAUGAAGAGCUCGAACGGCUUAACAAACCAGCGUGGCAUACGCAGUGGAAUCUCUCGCUGUAUGACGAUGCCAGCUUGAUCGUUGUCCCAGGCUCUCAUAAGCGCGCUCGCACGGAGGCAGAAUGUAACGCAGAUCCUUUCGAGAAAGGCCUUGACGGCGAGCUGCACGUGCAAAUGCACCCUGGAGACAUUGUCUUCUACAACAACAAUAUCCUUCACCGUGGAGCCUAUGACAGCCAGAAGGAGCGGAUGACGCUACAUGGGAGUGUUGGGCAUGUCAAGGGAGGGAGCCUGCGUGCGAGAAAUGUCCUCCAGCAUGGUCUUCGAGACUGGAUCGAUCAGUGUGACUUCUCCAAGGUGCCAGAAUCUGAACGUGAGCGGGCGGAGGGCAUGCGUAAACGACUCAUUGAACUGGGUCGUAAAUCCGGUGAUGUAGGCUUCUCUCUGCAAGGCUGA